UUUCAGGAUUAUAUUACUUAGGUUUUAUUAUGGUAGAGUAGAUUUUAAAUGGGGUUUUAGUGGGAAGCAUGCUGUCACUGUCAGUUUACAGCUAGGAAAACCAAGGCACAGGGAGAUAAAGUGGUUUGCUCAAAGAAACUGGAGACAUAGAAGAGGCAAAUACCCAAGUAUUCUGAGUCGUGAUUCAUGUAGGUGAAGUGAGCAAUGGAAAUUAAGUUAAAUGAGGUUUUUAACUACAGAAAUUCAUAUGCAUUACCUUUUGCUGCCUAGCUCUUUCUGGGGGACUUGCCUGUGUUGUGACACUGAUCAUCAAGAUGUCACAUCAAAGGAAAAUGUUACAUAGGGCCAGAAAUGGGUGGCUGCUGCCAAGGAAAGAGGCAGAAACCACUAGGAGAGCCAGAGGAAGAACAUCUCCUGCUCUGGCUAGGUUAGGGGCAGAAGUCAGCAUACAGCAGGAGCUUUUCCAUGCAGGAGUUUUUUUCUUAAGAAGCUGAUAAAUAUCCAACAACUUUUCUUGUAGGAAACUUCCAUGCUAGAAUAUUGUCACCUCCAGUUCAUCAUUCAGCAACAUCUUGACACUUCAAAGCCUGGAGCGUCUCUUACUGCUGCAUAACUCUGCCUUGAAUUGACAUACGAGACAUCUUAAGGAGUCUUUCUCUGCUUCCUGAGCCAAGGGGUUUGUUACAAUGGAUUUCUCAUGGACCUGUGCAAUGUGUGUUCAGCAGAGCCUGCUCUAGCCUAAGAAUUGACGAAGUCAAGACAAUCAAGAUGACAAACGAACCUAUUAAAGAGAUCCUGGGCGCCCCAAAGCAUCCUGAUUCUGUAACCACGGAGAAGAGUAACAACAAUGACUGUGUGAUAACCACCAUCCCUCUUGUAAGUGAAUGCCAGCUGACUGCGGCAACAGGGGGAGCGGAACUCUCCUGUUACCGCUGUACCAUACCCUUUGGUGUGGUUAUCCUCAUUGCUGGCAUCGUGGUUACUGCUGUGGCAUACAUCUUCAAUUCCCAUGGAUCGAUCAUCUCGGUGUUUGGAUUAGUCCUCUUGUCAUCAGGACUCCUUUUGCUGGCUUCUAGUGCAGUGUGCUGGAAAAUCAGGCAGCAAAACAAGAAAGCAAAGAGGCGGGAGAGCCAGACAGCGCUAGUGGCAAAUCAGCGAACCUUGUUUGGUUAAAGACAACCAAGAGAAGGCUGGACAGAAGACAGAACCUUUGUAAGUCAACUUGACUAUUUAUCAGUAGGAGAGAUUGCAAGUUUUAAUUUAACUUUGGAAAUAAACUGAAAUGAAAAUGGAAUGGAUUAAGAAAUACUCUUAAAAACUCUACAAGUGCUCUUAAUGUUUUCCUUACUACAGACUUGAUAGUGAUUCUUCCCAGGAAGGAGGAAAAACCACUUUUCCUUCACGGAAAACAGUGUCGUCAUAAGUGUAAUCAUCGUAACUGCAAUCAUCAUAACUGCAUUCUCCAACAUGCUGAUCAUGUUGGAAAGGGAACUUGUGAGAACUAAGAAAAUAAUUGGAACUGACUUGAAAUGCCAGAGAUCUCCUAGCAUUUGAAGUGACUACAAGCAUAAGGCCAGGUGGUCUGUGACUUAAAUUGUAGCUCAAAAAAAAACAAACCAAAAAGCAACCAAACACCUUGCAGAUUGCUCAAUAAGCUGAUUACUAUAUUUUAUGUAACUUUCCCCUCCCAAUAUCUGUGGUACUUUCCCCCUUUUUUAAACCAACUAAUAUUAAUUUUGUUUUACUAUUGAAUAGGAAUAGGUAGAAAUAUGUAAUUAUAUUGUCUAACCUAAAUAAUGAGGUAUGAUUAUAGCUUAAAACAUGAGAUUUUUUUGUAAAUUAAAGUGGUCAA
Tyto alba (common barn owl) is the source of this 1852-nucleotide messenger RNA. It is a transcript of the gene TMEM100, whose product is annotated as transmembrane protein 100. Gene Ontology annotation, biological process: cellular response to BMP stimulus. NCBI's taxonomy places the organism in Eukaryota, Metazoa, Chordata, Aves, Strigiformes, Tytonidae. The record is from RefSeq and is a predicted model, not a curated record. The coding region runs from base 769 to 1173 and encodes 134 amino acids. The transcript has 2 exons.